Molecule: messenger RNA, 1245 nt
Organism: Clunio marinus
Lineage: Eukaryota; Metazoa; Arthropoda; Insecta; Diptera; Chironomidae
Source: the annotation of a GenBank genome assembly
CGAGUUUUAAGUAGAACUUUGUUAAGCGUCUCGGUUCCCGCUUUUAUGCAAUCUGGUACCUCAUACGAAGCUAUUCCAAUUUUCAACGGGGUGCGAAGAUUUUAAUUUCGCAAUCACUCUCAAGACUUUAUUAUAAAAUCUUCGUUCAUAAUAAAGCGAGCUUUGAGCAAAUUUCUUAGAGCUGCGAAUUGAUAAAAUGGAUAAACUACAAAUAAAUCAUAUUCAAUGUGACGCUUCGGUUUUUCUGAAAAUGGCGAAACAUUGUCAUGAAGAGUCUCAAACUUCAUUAGACCUUCCACAAGGUGCUAUUCUUGGUAUGCUGGAUGGAACUAGGUUAGAAAUAACGCACUGUUUUCCAUAUCCAAACAACAUGACUGAGUCUUCUGACGAUGAAGAAUAUCAAUGGGCGAUGAUGAGACGAUUGCGCGUUGUUAAUGUUGACAUGUUUCAUGUUGGCUGGUAUCAAUCAGCAAGCAACACGAAAUUUUUGACCGAAACUCUUCUUGAAUCGCAAUUUAAUUAUCAAACAUGCAUUUCUGAAUCUGUUGUUAUUGUUUACGAUUCCGACAGAUCAAUUCGAGGUGUUAUGCCCUUAAAAGCUUAUAGAUUGUCUGAACAAGCUAUCAAAAUGUAUAAAGAAGGUGCUCAAACUUUUAAAGCAUUACAAGAACUUGGAGUUGGAUUUGAAAAGCUUGUCGUGGAAAUUCCAAUUCACAUUAAAAGCUCAUCACUCACAAACAUCUUACUUCUUGAUAUGUAUGAAACUCUUCCACAAGAAAAAGGUUCUCAAUAUCUUGAUCUUGGCACUGUGGGGGUGUUGGAAAAGCAAAUUCGUGGAAUGAUGAGUCGAACUGACGAUCUCAUUCAAGAAACUGUCAAGUUUAACAGAUAUCAAUAUUCAUGUGUUCGACAAGAACAUGAAAAACAAAGACAAUUGAAUUAUUUAUCUCUUGAAAACAGUGCACGUGUCGCACAAGGUCAAAAAGCGUUAUCUGGAGAUGACAUCAAAAAUCAAUUUCGUGAAAUUUCACCACCACCUAGACGCAUCUCGUUGAUUUUAUCCGAACAAAUCAAUUUCAUUUCAAAAGAAAUCAAUCAAAUCUGUUCUCAAUCAAUAGCAAAACUUAUUCUAACUGAACCAUUGCAAACUUCUAAAGAAGAAAAGAAAUAAAUUUAUUUCUGUUAUCUUUCAGAUGGAAAGUUUCAGAGAAAAACAAUUGAAAAGUUUUUGUUAUUAUGUAGAAG